Molecule: messenger RNA, 243 nt
Organism: Arabis nemorensis
Lineage: Eukaryota; Viridiplantae; Streptophyta; Magnoliopsida; Brassicales; Brassicaceae
Source: the annotation of a GenBank genome assembly
AUGGGAAACAACGCUACAACAACCGUGAAAGAAGAACGCGAAGAGAUUCACUUGAAGAUUGUACCUUCACUGGACAGAGCUUAUGUGCGUUGGCUUGCAAGAGAUCUCCAGAGAGUUCAUGGAUUCAAACCCAAGAACGUUCGUGCGAUCACUCCUCCAGAUAACUACAUCGAGUUCAUGCGGUUAAAUGGAUUGCUUGAUGUGGAUUUGGAUGACCCUGAUCUUGCCCAUUUGUUCAAGUAA